UCACUGAACGAAAGGUUACCGUCGUCUGGAAUGCGAUCCUGAGAAUCACCAUGAUGCUCCUUAAAAUUCUUCUAGUCUUACUUCAAUUUUUCAAAGGAAUCUCUUCCCAGGGUUUUUCAGUUUCUGCAGUGGUGGACCAUUCUGCCAUCCUGCCAUGUAACGUCAGCCACUGUAUGGAAUUUCACUGGAUUAAAAACCAUCCCAUAAGGACACCUGUGGCUAAAUGCCUUAAAGAGAGAUGCAUUAUUCAAGAAGGUUUUCAAGGAAGAUUCAAACUUGCAGACGACAUAAACAAUGGCAAUUAUUCUCUGCUUAUCAACUCUGUAAAAUUCAAUUACCGGGGGAUUUAUCAGUGCAAAUGUGAUGGCAUUACAAAUGAUGUGACACUACAGGUUGAUGUUUAUAUAAAUGUGACAGCUGAAGAGUCUGCAAACAUUGCUCUUAAAUGUUAUGCGGAUACUCAAACUGAUGUCGAUGACGUGACAUGGAUUCAUAAUGACAAGAAAGUGCUAUAUUACCUAAAGGAUGGACACACAAAUCUCGGCGAAGGCUAUGAAGGCAGAGUAUCACUAACACGUGAUGGAUUCAGAUAUGGUGAUCUCUCUCUGACUCUCACGGAGGUCCAAAAGACAGACGCAGGGUUAUAUCGCUGUUUUGUCCAUGAUGAAACAACUAAAGGAGACCCACACGCCUAUAUGUUACAUGUGAAUGAUAAGAUGGGAAAACCAAAAAACUCUGAGGUCAUCUAUCUUCUACUAGGAGCCAUAAUAAUAAUAAUAAUAGUCCUCUUUGCCAUCAUUGUGAUUUUCUCAGUUUUGCUGUAUAAGAGAAAAACCUCUCCAUCACCCACAGAUGUCAAUCACCCAUUAACAUCAGAUACAUUCAGUCAACCCAGCAAGAGAAUCAAUGGAUUUUAAAGUUCAUCUUCGUGACAGAUUGCAAUUAUUAGUUUUGUCAACAAUUGCUUAAGCCCAGCAAACUCUUUAUUUCCUUGUAAUAUUCACUGAAAAGUCUCUGUAGUUUGACUUAUAUGCACUUUAACUCUUUCCCCGCCAGCAUUUUUCAUGAUUUUCACAAAAGUUGAAUGCCUUCCAGAAAAUUCUCCUUUUUAAAUAUAUAAACAUACAGACCCUCUGCUUUUAAACAAAAAAAUCAGUUUCAUCCUACCUUUGUGUGUACUGUUUUUAUCACCUCUCAAAUAUGUGUAUUUUCAUUUUUGUGAAGGACUUUUGAUAGAGAUCAGAUGCAGAGCGAUCCUUAAAAAAAUACACAGACAUACUGUAUAAAGUUAUUUUAGGCAUAUCAUUAUCCCAUACUCAUAAGAUAAUGAUUAAAACAUGCACUCACAUAUCUAUGGUUUUUAAAAACAAAACUUUUUAAUGUUUAAGACAUUUUGACCCCAUUUCCUGUUUUUUUGUCCGCUGUGGAUCCCAACCUCUAUGUGUUUAUUAUACAACAAAUGCAAUUCUGUCAGCAAUUCUAGUUUUAGAACGCCUCUGAUUUAAACAUGAGGGUUUUUAAAAUGAAACGGCCAUGUGACUUUUAUGACAAAACCUAUUCGAUCUUAAUUUUUUGUUUUAACAUCCAAACGUUUUUAUACACAAUCCAUAAUUAAACAUAGGUGUGUAUGAGUAAGUUUAUAUCUAAUGUCACAUGAGCAGCACCAAGUCGCGCUUGUGUCUGUGUGUGUGCAUCCAGUCUGUUUAUGUGUGGGCGUGUUUAUGACCCUGUGUGUGUGUGUGUGUGUGUGUAUGUUUGCAUGGGGGUCUAUGAUGUCUCUGUUUGUUACUAAAGUUUUGAUAUUAAGUCUGUCCUCAUUGACAAUA
Paramisgurnus dabryanus is the source of this 1826-nucleotide messenger RNA. Its product is annotated as polymeric immunoglobulin receptor-like. NCBI's taxonomy places the organism in Eukaryota, Metazoa, Chordata, Actinopteri, Cypriniformes, Cobitidae. Gene Ontology annotation, biological process: immune response; T cell costimulation; cell surface receptor signaling pathway. The record is from RefSeq and is a predicted model, not a curated record. Gene Ontology annotation, cellular component: external side of plasma membrane.